GGUGCUACAUGUAUUGCCGAGACAAUGAAAGUCCACAAGACGCUAACCAAUUUGAAUUUGUGUAACAAUCGUAUAAGUGAUGCCGGUGCUACAUCUAUUGCAGAGGCAAUCAAAGUCAACAAGACGCUAACAUGUUUGGGUUUGUCUGAAAAUGUCAUAAGUUAUGCCGCUGCUACAUCCAUCACAAAGGCAAUCAAAGUCAACAAGACGCUAACCGUUUUGGAUUUUUCCUCCAAUGGUAUUAGUGAUGCUGGUGCUUCAUCUAUUGCUGAGGGAAUCAAAGUCAACAAGAAGCUAACCUAUUUGAAUUUGUCUGCCAAUGGUCUAAGUAAUACCGGUGCUUCAUCUAUUGCUGAGGCAAUCAAAGUCAACAAGAAGCUAACCGAUUUGGAUUUGUCCUUCAAUGGUAUUAGUGAUGCAGGUGCUACAUCUAUUGCUGAGGCAAUCAAAGUCAACAAGACGCUAACCGAUUUGAAUUUGUCUCGUAAUCGUAUUAGUGAUGCGGGUGCUACAUCUUUUGCUGAGGCAAUCAAAGUCAACAAGAUGCUAACCGACUUGGAUUUGUCCUCCAAUGCUAUUAGUGAUGCCGGUGCUACAUGUAUUGCAGAGGCAAUCAAAGUCAACAAGACGCUAAUCAAUUUUAAUUUGUCUCACAAUGGUAUUAGUGAUGCCGGUGCUUCAUCUAUUGCUGAGGCAAACGAAGUUAACAAGACGCUAACCAAUUUGAAUUUGUCUUUUAAUCGUAUUAAUAAUGUCAGUCCUACAUCUAUUGUUGAAGCAAUGAAAGUCAAGAAGACGCUAACCGAAUGGGAUUUCUCUGAUAAUCGUAUCAGUGAUGCUGAUGCUACAUCUAUUGCUAACGCAAUCAGAGUCAACAAGACGCUAACUAAUUUGAAUUUGUCUUCCAAUGCUAUUAGUGAUGCAGGUGCUACGUCUAUUGCUGAGGCAAUCAAAGUCAACAAGACGAUAACCAAUUUGAAUUUGGAGCACAAUCGUAUUAGUGAUGCCGGUGCUACAUCGAUCGCUGAGGCAAUCCAACUCAACGAGACACUAUUUGAUCUAGAUCUCUCUGACAAUCUUGUUAGUGAUGCCGGUGCCACAUCGAUCGCUAACGCAAUCAGAGUCAACAAGACGCUAACCAAUUUAUAUUUUUCUAACAAUCCUAUUAGUGAUGCAAGUGCUACAUCUAUUGCUGAGUCAGUUAGAGUCAACAAGACGUUAACCGAUUUGGAUUUGUCUUUUAAUGCUAUAAGUGUUGCCGGUGCUACAUCUAUUGCUGAGGCAAUCAAAGUCAACAAGACGCUAACCGAUUUGGUUUUGUCUGAGAAUUGUAUUAGUGAUGCCGGUGCUACAUCUAUUGCUGAGGCAAUGAAAAUGAACAAGACGCUAACCAAUUUUUGUUUGUAUCGCAAUGAUAUUAGUGACGCUGGUGCCACAUCUCUUGCUGAGGCAAUCAAAGUGAACAAGACGCUAACCAAUUUGGAUUUGUUUAGGAAUGGUAUUAGUGAUGCCGGUGCUAUAUCUAUUGCAGAGACAAUCAAAGUCAACAAGACGCUAACCAAUUUGAAUUUGUCUGAAAAUGGUAUUAUUGAUGCUGGUGCUACAUCUAUUACUGAGGAAAUCCAAGUUAACAAGACGCUAAACAAUUUGGAUUUGUCUUCUAAUGGUAUUAAUGAUGCCGGUGCGUCAUCUAUUGCUGAGCCAAUCAAAGUUAACAAGACGCUUACCAAUUUGAAUUUGUCUUCUAACUGUAUGAGUGAUACUGGUGCUAAAUCUAUUGCUGAGGCAAUGAAAGUCAACAAGACGCUAACCAAUUUGGAUUUGUCUGAAAAUGGUAUUAUUAAUGCCGGUGCUAUUUUUUUUGCUGAGGCAAUCAAAGUGAAAUUAGUUUAAAUAUAAAGUUGGUGAAGCUGAGGAGUUUUAUCUAAUUUUACUUAGUUGCACUUGACUUAGGUUACAUUUAAGUUAUGAUAGCUACCUUUGUGAUGUUUUCUUCAUUUAAGGUAAUGCUUAUGCCUCUGAGGUAUUUACCUCGGAAGAAAAGAUGAAGUGUAACACGCCAUUGUUUUUAGAGUUUUGUCAUUAAAGGAAUAUCAUAGCUGUGUAUCA
Molecule: messenger RNA, 2109 nt
Organism: Pocillopora damicornis (cauliflower coral)
Lineage: Eukaryota; Metazoa; Cnidaria; Anthozoa; Scleractinia; Pocilloporidae
Product: NLR family CARD domain-containing protein 3-like
Source: RefSeq, a predicted model, not a curated record